Messenger RNA from Chara braunii, 1185 nucleotides. The record is from the annotation of a GenBank genome assembly. NCBI's taxonomy places the organism in Eukaryota, Viridiplantae, Streptophyta, Charophyceae, Charales, Characeae.
AGGAAGAAUAUUUACGUCGGAAGAACGAGAAGAAAGAACUCGAGAUGCGUGAGAGGAAGGCUGUCGAGAUGAGAGCGAAGAAGGCAAGGAAGAAAGUUGAGAAGGCGUGAUUGGAAAAAGAAAGGGUGGCCGCCAUGAAGAAGGAUAUGGAUGUGCAUGUGAAGCUUUCGGUAAAAGAGGCCAUGAGAGAGGCAUGGCGUAACUCGGAUCUGCGUGAUGCAUUGAUGGCGGCGAAAUUGGUGGAGACAACAAAGGGCAAGAAGAAGGGUUGUUUCACGAGCGACAAUGAAUUCUCUGACUAUGAGUAUGUCAGUGAUGGAAUCGAGGAGAUUAGAGAAGGCACGAGGAACUUCUCAAUCAACGAGAAGAGGAAGAGGGGGCCGGAGCCUGUGUUUGAAGACAGUCCACCCAUGGAUCUGCCUCCUAAACGCACACCUAAAUGUACACCGAAGCAUGGACCUGCCAAGACUUUGAAGUUGACCCCAAUCGGGACGCGAUCCAAGAAGAAGACCAAGGUUCGGCUAUCACUGACUACUAAGGAGAAGAUUGCAUCCGCGGUGAAAGGGAAGAUUCCGGCGAGUAUUGGUACUGUAGGCCGUUACAAAUUUCGAGAGGCUGUGAUGAAGCAGAUUAAACAUCACGAUGCUAUUACACUGCAGAACCUGUGUAUUGACGCUGGCAUCCCGUACAACGCGAAAAUCGAGGCCAUUUUUUACCUCGCGGAUCACGAGGCAUACAUCGCGUAUGGUUCGGAGUGCGAAGAGCCCGAGGACAUCAGCGAACCAGCUGAUGAAGGCGCAGUCGGUACCUCGGAGAAUGUCGACGAAGCAGAAGUCGACGAGAAAUGAUGCGGCUAUGGUAUCACUGAGUAUUGGAAGCUUUGUGGGAUUUUGGUGGACCUUCGUGGUAAGUCGGGGAGGUAUGAUCGUAGGAUCGAGAGGCUGCUGCGUUUGGUAGUAGUACGUUUGUCUAUUGCGGGGUGCGUUAGGUGGAAUCGAAAAUGUGUCGAUGCAUAGUUGCGUUUGUAUGAAACCUUUGGUUCGGGUUUUCUAGACCGUACGAAUGUCGUGUAUAUUGCUGCUUCACCCUUUUGCCUCGCGCAAUAUGUCGGGAAGACUUGUAGAGAUGUGGACACUCGAUGGGCUGAGCACCUGUACGCCUGCAAAAUAAAGAAGUCUACACACU